Exserohilum turcica Et28A is the source of this 432-nucleotide messenger RNA. RefSeq lists its product as uncharacterized. The annotation marks the transcript as partial. NCBI's taxonomy places the organism in Eukaryota, Fungi, Ascomycota, Dothideomycetes, Pleosporales, Pleosporaceae. The record is from RefSeq and is a predicted model, not a curated record. The transcript has a single exon.
CCAAUCCUCGAGAUAACUUCUUACGACCGGUUUACGCCUCCCUCUCCCACCCCAGAUGUUGAGUACGACUGCCGGGUAACGCACAACCCGUCGGCUCAAGUGCGGAAAACAUGCACGGGGCUGGACGCGAUGUUGCAAGAAGAGCUCAUGAGCCGAAGCUCCUUUAGCGAUCUUGUGUCGCGGGCCGAAGGCGAUAUUCGGCGACUAAUGGAAGUCAAGGAUGUGCGGGCGAGUCGGGAGGGCGAGAGGGCGAUUGUGCGGGUGGGAUGUUUGUGCGGGAGCGGACAUCAUCGCAGUGUGGCGUUUGCGGAGAGGCUGGGCAAGGUGCGGUGGUGUGAGCAGGGCGAGUGGGAGGUGAGGGUUAAGCAUCGGGAUUUGACGGUGGGGGUGGAGGAGAUGAAGAGGGUGAGGAGCGAGAAGAGGAGACGGGGA